AGAAGGACCAAGAAUGUCCUCCCCAGCCACAGGGAACCAGAGCUCCUCGGGGGCGGCAGAUGACUACUCCUGGUACAUCGAUGAGGCCCCGGGGGCCGAGGAGCUGCAGCCGGAGGGGGCAGUGCCCUCCUGCCACCCCAGUGUGCCGCCCGGCCUGCCCCACGCCUGCCUUGCCUCGCUGUCGAUCCUCGUGCUGCUGCUGCUGGCCUUGCUGGGGAGGCGCCACCGGCUCCGGCCUGGCUGUGGGCACGGCAGGCCGGGCCUGCCCAGCCCUGUGGACUUCUUGGCUGGGGACAGGCCCCGGACAGUGCCUGCUGCUGUCUUCGUGGUCCUCUUCAGUUCUCUGUGUUUGCUGCUCCCCGACAAGGACCCGCUGCCCUUCCUGAGCCUCGCCUCACCGCCCAGCCCAGACGGGGAAACUGAGACUCCACGAGGGUCCUGGAAGAUGCUGGGCCUGCUCUAUUACGCGGCCCUCUACUACCCGCUGGCCGCCUGUGCCACGGCUGGCCACAGAACCGCACACCUGCUCGGCAGCGCACUGUCCUGGGCCCACCUUGGGGUCCAGGUCUGGCAGAAGGCAGAGUGUCCCCAGGCACCCCAGAUCUACAAGUACUACUCCCUGCUGGCCUCCCUGCCUCUCCUUCUGGGCCUCGGAUUCCUGAGCCUUUGGUACCCGGUGCAGCUGGUGAGGAGCUUCAGCCAUGGGACAGGCUUCGAGGGGCUGCGGAGCAGCGACUCUGAGGAAUACCUGAGGACCCUCCUUCGCCGGAAGACGCUGGAGAGCAGCUCCCACUCCCCCAAGCAUGGCUUCCUGUCCCCGGCCUGGGCCUGCCUCCGACAGUGCGUCUACACUCCACAGAGAGGAUUCCGCCUCCCCCUGAAGCUGGUGCUUUCAGCCACCCUGACAGGCACGGCCAUUUACCAGGUGGCCCUGCUGUUGCUGGUGGGCGUGGUCCCCACCAUCCAGAAGGUGAGGGCGGGGGUCACCACGGACGUCUCCUACCUGCUGGCCGGCUUUGGGAUCGUGCUGUCAGAGGACAGGCAGGAGGUGGUGGAGCUGGUGAAGCACUAUCUGUGGGCUCUGGAAGUUUGCUACAUCUCAGCCGUGGUCUUGUCCUGCUCACUCACCAUCCUGGUCCUGGUCCGCUCGCUGGCAGCACACAGGGCCAACCUUCGAGCUCUGCACAGAGGGGCUACCCUGGACCUGGGUCCCCUACCCCAGAGCUCCCACCCCUCCCGCCAAGCCAUAUUCUGUUGGAUGAGCUUCAGUGCCUACCAGACUGCCUUCACCUGCCUUGGGCUCCUGGUGCAGCAGAUCAUCUUCUUCCUGGGAACCACAGCCCUCGCCUUCCUGGUGUUUGUGCCUGUGCUCCACGGCAGGAACCUCCUGCUUCUACGAUUUCUGGAGUCCUCGUGGCCCUUCUGGCUGACUUUGGCCCUGGCUGUGAUCCUGCAGAACGUGGCAGCCAACUGGGUCUUCCUGAAGACACAUCACGGACGUCCGGAGCUGACCAACCGGCGAGCACUCUACGCAGCCACCUUUCUUCUCUUCCCCCUCAACGUGCUGGUGGGCGCCGUGGUGGCCGCCUGGCGAGUGUUCCUCUCUGCACUCUACAACGCUGUCCACCUCGGCCAGGCAGACCUCAGCCUGCUGCCCCCGAGAGCUGCCACUUUUGACCCUGGUUACCACACAUACCGCAACUUCUUGAAGAUUGAAGUCAGCCAAUCGCAUCCAGCCAUGACAGCCUUCUGCACCCUGCUCCUGCGAGCACGGAGCCCCCGGCCCUGGACCCCGCCAGCCCCCCAGGACAGCCUCAGGCCAGGGGAGGAAGAAGGGUUGCAGCUGCUGCAGACAAAGGACCCCAUAACCAGGGGAGCAGGGCCCAGGGCCAGCUGCGGCAGGGCCCGCUGGGGCCUGGCCUACACGCUGCUGCACAACCCAGCUCUGCAGGCCUUCCGGAAGACAGCCCGGCCAGGUGCCCGGGCCAAUGGCACCCAGCCCUGA
Molecule: messenger RNA, 2005 nt
Organism: Propithecus coquereli (Coquerel's sifaka)
Lineage: Eukaryota; Metazoa; Chordata; Mammalia; Primates; Indriidae
Gene: STRA6
Product: stimulated by retinoic acid 6
Exons: 18
Coding region: 14-2005 (663 amino acids)
Biological process (GO): vitamin A import into cell
Cellular component (GO): plasma membrane
Molecular function (GO): retinol transmembrane transporter activity; signaling receptor activity
Source: RefSeq, a predicted model, not a curated record